Girardinichthys multiradiatus is the source of this 7384-nucleotide messenger RNA. Its product is annotated as ankyrin repeat and fibronectin type-III domain-containing protein 1-like. The coding region runs from base 668 to 3841 and encodes 1057 amino acids. NCBI's taxonomy places the organism in Eukaryota, Metazoa, Chordata, Actinopteri, Cyprinodontiformes, Goodeidae. Gene Ontology annotation, biological process: establishment of mitotic spindle orientation; regulation of establishment of bipolar cell polarity. Gene Ontology annotation, molecular function: protein binding. The record is from RefSeq and is a predicted model, not a curated record. Gene Ontology annotation, cellular component: spindle. The transcript is spliced from 21 exons.
UCCCACUCGGGUGUAACGGUCAGGUGCGCCUCAGUCUGCGGUGCAAACUUUGUGAAACGAUGGAUUUUAUCCGAUCAGCAGCCGGACGUUUCCAAACAAACAAAACUAUGUUGUAGCAUCGCUGCAGCGUCGGACGGAAGGCCGAGGAAAUAAAAAAUAUCCACUGACGGUUUCCUGAACCUGAUUUUGCCUUGCAUUGAAUCAUGUCUGGAUAAACCGUCUUCUGGAAGGAAGCAAUCCAGUUCUAUGAACAAAGACUCAAGUCUCUCAUGACUUCGUUGGAUCACGCCGGCUGGCAGCCUCUUGAUUCCUGCGUACCUCGGACCUCCAUCUGCGAACCCUGUCCACCCUCCUCCCUCCAUCGCACCUCGUGGAUAACAAACUCUCCUGGCUUACCAUAUCCACCAUCUUCAGUCUCACCGGCAAACAACCACUUGGUUUCUCCACUCCCCCUCUGGCGGAUCCCUCCACCAUUCUUUUUUGCAUCCUGGUUCCAGUUCCCUGCAUUAUUCACCCAGAUUUCUAAUCCUUCUUGCAAUUUCCUAACAAUUCACAUCUUUUUUUUUUAUUUUCACUACGCUCAUUUCCUUCUGCUUCUUUCUUCUCCUGUCCCCCACUCCUGCUUUUGCCUGUCCUUUUUCCACCUUAUCUCUUUGUCUCCUCUGUCAUGUCCUUAUCCAUGAGGAACCCACCUCAACGUCGGCGCUCUCUGGGACCCGUUUCACCCAAACGAAUCUACAGGAACCUCUCUGUCAGACUGAAGGGAGGAGAGUCCUCCGUUGCUGCGGAGGUGGCUGCACCCAAAUACACCAGCAAACCUGCAGACGCUUACAAGACCCUGUGGGAGGCCGUGGAAAAUGAGGACACUUUGGCUGUGCAGAGCCUUUUGUCCAAAGAUCAUGCCAGCUGUGGAGGAGGAGGAGCAACAAGCUUGUGGGAGAGAGGAGAGAAGAAAGAGAAGGACUGGGAGAGAGAUAAAGAAAAAGGGGUGAACAGAUUGAAUGAACAGGGUUUGGUUCCGUUGGAUGUGGCUGCACUUACCCACAACUCCCCUCUUCUUCAUGUACUGACAAAGGCAGGGGCCAGACAUAACCCUAUUUUGUGCCGGCCAGAAGACUGGGGGCUCAAGCUGGAUGCCCUGGUGGAUCUGGCAAGUAAACGAGUGGAGGAGAGGAAGUUGGAGUCCAGAAAAACAGGAGCAGGCCCCCAGGCACAGGCUGAGGUCCAGAGACAGACUCGGCUCUGGAGACUCCGGCUGGAGCUAUACUGCCGGAUGAGAGAGAACUUCCAGAACACAGAGCUCCCAGGUCCUCCCAGCCAUGUGUCUUUGCUGGUAACCAGCAAUUCAUCUCUAUGUGUGGUGAUCAAGGAGCCAGAGGAAAGCACCACAGGACUCAUCACCCGCUAUAAAGUGGAGUGGAGCACCUCGGCCAGCUUCAAACGCGUCCUUGGUACAGCCCAGGUUACAGAAACAAGGAACCCCUCCUUUAUUAUCUAUGGACUGACAGCAGGAGUGCAGUACUAUGUGAGAGCGAGCGCCUACAAUGUGAAGGGAUGGGGCCCGCCUCAGUGCUCCACUCCGGUCAGCUCUGCCCUCUCCAGCUGGAGAGAGUGUGUUGGUGUGAAGUCGGCGCUCAGGAACCACGAGGGCCUUGUGAGGAAACUGCUGGAAGAUGCCAAAGAAUCCCAGUACAGAGGAUAUUAUAUAGACAGCUUGAAGUCACCGAGCCCCAGCAAGCGCCUGACGAUGUCUCGGGGCAUCAAACAACUUUUCCAGUCUGCCACCAAGUUUGUUCGUCACCUACAAAGGGGUGUUUACUUGGCGACUGUUUUCUACCACAAGGAUAACAUCCUGGUGACAGCUGAGGAUCAGAUCCCACUGGUGGAGAUCCACUGCUGCUCCACCUCUAUCACACAAGACUUCCUUUGGUUUGCCAAGUUGUCCUGCGCAUGGCAGCAGGUGCCCUGGCUUCAGCAGGGCCUGUCCUCUGCUCACUCCUCUCCCUCCUCCCUCCUUCAGAACAGGCACAACAUCGUAAGAGCUGUUUCUCAGCUGCAGUCUUCUCUAGGAACAAUGGAUUUGGGCCAGGUGUACUAUGAACCACUGAAAGACAGGCAGGGCAAUGUGCUAAUAGUGACGAUGAGGGAGUUUCCAAAUCCUCCAUUUAGUCCCCCUGACCCCCCAUUCCACUGGAUUCCUCUGGACCGGCUGGAGAAGAACCGCAGCAGAACUCCACUGCUGCCUGAGCCCACUGCCAUGGAUACGCUCUAUGAGCAGCUGAAGGACAAACUGUCAUUCCACAGACACAGCAUUCAGUGGGUCCAGCCUGGUCUGUAUGUGGGCAUCCUAAAACUGUGCAGCUCAGUGGACCAGAUCAGGGUCCUGGUGCCACAAAGGAUCCCCAAUCUCCUCUGCCACACGCGGGUCCGCCACAAUCCCCAUGUGACCAGAGAGGAGUGGGCUUGGCUCCAGAGUCAUGUUUACACUGCACACAACGGCAACGCUCAUAACCCACCGAGCGGUCAGGACGAGAGCUUGACAGAGAGCAGCGGUGUGGAGGAGUUUGUCAGGUCUCUGAGAGCCGCAGUCACACAUCUCCUGACAAAGCUCAACAUCCCCCUCUACAGGGCCUAUCAGUAUGGCGUGUACACUCGGGAGCUGCUCCAGUUUGGUGGAAAGGUCUCCAUGCUGUUACUUUUGCCUCCCAGCGAGGACUUCAGCUCUAGUUACUGGCCUUUGGUGGGAACCAAAGAGCCUGGCCUCACCAUGCCUCUGCAGAUGUUUGAACUGGUUCACUUCUGGACAUAUGAGCGCGACUUCCUGUGUCAGUACUGCCAGGGAUGGGUAAGGCUGGAGCUGGACACUCAUCUGGCCCAGCAGGCUCUACGUGAGGCACUGGACACCAAGGAGGUGCAGGAAGCCCGGGAGCGGCUUAAUAACAUCACUGACCUUUCUCGUCAUUUGGAGAUGGUGUGGAGGGACGCCCGUUGGAUAAUGGACUGUCUGCAGUGUGUCCGCUCCAAGCAAUGGGUGGGAGCAGUACCUUUAGGUCUGGUGAUGGGAGGUGACCCACCACCUUGUCCUGAAGGUAAAGAACAGGAAGACAGCUUGACUGCCAGAUUGAAAUGGCCCAGCCGUAACCAAACACAAAGAUCUAUAGCAGGAAGUUCUGUCAGUGCGCCCUUACCAAUUAGCAGGAAGUCGGUCUCCACUCCAGAAGGCAUCACAGUUGUCCCCGAGGAUGCUGCGCUCACGUUGAUGGAAGGUGUUGUGAAGGGAGGGUACCCUGUUGACAUCAGCUCUCAGUCAACAGCACACCUGACCAGCAUCAGCCUGCCGGAGCGUGGAAACACCAUGGCUUUAACAGAGUCUGGACUUCACCCUGCUGCUGUGGCACAGCUGGAGGCCACAGUGUUGGACACAAUGGACUUCACCCCCAGCAUCACAGACGUCAUCCAGCCGAUGGAGAUGGCGGAGCUGGUGGACAUUUUGCCAACGCUGAGUCUUAUGGAGGAGAACCCCAGUGGUCCAUUCACGCCAUCUGUAAUGGACAUGCUCAACAACUUUGGACGUGGGAUUGGGGAGGAAAACAGUCAUUUUGUCUUUGAGGGCUCAAGCUUGAUAAGGGAUGAUGAGGGGGCAUCAGAGCCAAACUGUGUGAGCAGAGAGGAAGUCACGCCUUCUUCUACCACUGUAAAUGCUUCUGAGAGCAACACACCUGUUUCAGGGUGUGACUUUCCUCGAGAGGUUGCAGAGAUGAAGGAGGCUCCAAGUAGAGGUGCAUCUUUUCCAGUGAGAAGCCUGGUGGAGUGGGACAGACCCUACACCAGUUCAUCCUGAUAUUAAACUCUGUCAAUUUCAGUCACACUCCAGCACUAGAUGAAGAAAUGAAAAGAUCCAUCUAAUCUUUUUUGAUCACUGUAUUUAUUCAUAGUAGCUAUUAACUUGAGAAUGUCUUGUAAGAUUUAGAUAAAGCCUCAUCCAUGAUAUUGCACCCAGUUCGGUGAUUGCAAACAAAAAGCUAGACAUGUUUUUGCACAUUUCUAAAUCUUUAAUUUUUUUUUUUUCUAGCAUGAAGACUUGUGCUCAUAAGUUUCCAUACUGAAUAUGAAAGUACUACAAAACCUUCAUGCUUGCUUAGUGGUUGCUCUUUUUAAAUUAUAAGGACAACAGAAACUACCCAAGUGAUCAUGAUAAAAAAGUUUACAUAACCUAGUUCAUACCGUGUGUUGUCCCCUUCAGUCUCAUUGGAACCAGCACCAGCUUGGGCUUCUGCUCUGGGUUCGCGUAGCUGCAUAAAAUCCCAGAAGCCACCCAUUCUUGUCUCUGUGGUGUUUGGCCUGUUGUAAGCAGGCUGCUGUGUUGCAGUCGUGUAGUAACUGUUUUCUUCUGGCAACUCAACCCUGCAGUCCUUCUUACUUCAAGUGUCUCUUUAUUGUGCAUCUUGAAACAGCCACACGACUUGUUUUCAGAGAGCCUUGUAUGUCAGAUGAAAUUAUUUGUUAUUUGGUUUUUCUUUGCAUGCCGAACAACUCUUCUGGCAGCUGUGACUGAAUUUUUAGUUUACCUACCUGACCGUGGACUAUUUUAAUCUUCAUUUUCCACAAUUUUAGAGUUUCAACAUUGCUGAUUGUCAUUCUGAAUUCCUUGGAUGUCUUCGAUCUUCCUUUUCUGUUUGAUAAAGUUCAACAACUUUCUAACACAGAUAAUUUGAUCAUACUUUCACUUUCCCUGUGAUUCUAAAUCUAGAAACAUCAGCGCAUCAUUGGAGGAAACCACAGGUGACAGAAAAGGUUUUGCAUCAUUAUUCAUAUUGUGCCAGGGUAUGUUAACUUAUGAGCACAACUUAAGUUCACUAGACCUAUAUGUCAAAUGUAAAAACAAAUAAUAAUCUUAAACUGUAGUGGUAGAAUUGACUUGAAUAUUCCUUGCUCACUACAGGACAAAGCCUUGUUGGUGCUUGUCUGAGCUGUAUACAAACUAUUUAAAUUCAGUCAAAUAAAAGUGUUUCCUUUGGAUUUUAAAAGUAAGCAUGCUUAUUACAGGUUGGUAGUGUUACUCUAGUUUCAUUUAAUCUAAAAUGGGAAAUCAUGUUCUUCUGGUAUUAAAUAAUCAGUUAGAUUCAGUCGGAGGCUGAGGUUCAGCAAGCAAAAGAAUGUGUCUAUUGGGACUUAAGUAAGUUCAGGUAGACCAUUCAAGGACCCCCAAAAAGCAAAGACAAUUACACAACAGGCUGUGCUUCCUAUGCUUUGCUGAAAGUUUAUUCUUGGGUGAAAAGAGUCUCCGUUUAUUUGUCAAAUCUUACAUUUGGAGCUGAUUGGUUUUAGUCGGUCCAGAUAGUGGAACAGUGAACCAGACUUUUACCCUUACUGAGAUGAGGACAAGGUCUCGGAAGAUUGGUUGCCCAUAGCACCUGUGUUUAAUGGACCUGAAGAAAUAAACUAACAUGACAUUUUUGAGAUUGUUUUGAGUUGUGGUCUUAGGCCCUCUUGGAGUAGCUGUUAGCUUUAAGGUCCAGGUUAAUUUAAUCUAGAUUUAUACUGAAUGCAGACACCAAGAGAAUUAUCUGCAGGUAGGAUAUUGACUGCUUAGAACCUUUAAUUAGAACCCCACUUUAAAAAAUCCUCAACUAUUUCUCUAACUCAAAUGUCCUGUAAAAUGAAGAAUUCUGCAAAGGAACAUUUAAACAGAAGUGGCCUUUAUUUGUUUUAAAGCCCACUCACCACAACAUGGUGCAGGCCAUGAGUGGGAGAAGGAGACAAAUAGGACAUGCUCGACAAUACAAACACGCAACACAGAAUAGUUUUAUCACUUAUGUUGAUUAAUAUUUACUGUAUAUAUGCUGUUUACAGUGCAGACCUUUAUUACAAAUGGCAACUACUUUAUUUUUUGUCAAAUUUAAUGAAAGAAACAUGAAAAAACCCAUGCAUACACAUAAAAUAUACAGUCAACACAGUCAGCCCCUCAUGUGUAAACCGAAGUUCCUAACAGGCAUCUUUGUUAACCCUCCGCUGCCUCAGAAGUACUCUGUAGUCACUUUAUUCUGAUCAGGAUCAUAUUUUUUUUUACAGAUUUCUUCCUUUUUUUUAAUCCUACUUAAAUGUUUCAGAUCAUCAAACCUAUUUGAUAUCAAAGAAAAAUGACUCAAAUAAAAGCAGUUUUCAGAUGAUUAUUUCAUUUAUUAAGGGAGCAACGUAAUCGCCCCCUAAACCAAAUAACUAAUUGUGAAACCCUCGGCACCUUGAUAAGUUGGCAUUAACUGGAAAUGAGUUUUACACAUCAGUGCGAAUUACAUUUUUUUCCUGCCUUUAUUUAACCAGGAUAGGUAUCAUUGAGAUUAAAAAUCUCUUAGAUGAACGUCCUGGCCAAGACAGGCAGGAGCGAAGUUGCACGCCAGUCACAACAUACAGCCAACUUACAAAAAUAUGUAAUUACAAACCUGAAAAAGAAUUACAAACAUCAAAUUAUCAGAAGCAACACAUUUUACAAUAUGAAUAAAAAACGAAUCAGGUAAAACAGCUACAUGCUGAUGUUACAGUUUCCCUAUCACUUAAAAGUCUUUUAGAAGAUUCUAAAGAGAGCAGCUCCCCCAAUUUUAAAUCAUUUUACCCAGCUCAGUACAGAACUUUUUGGAACUGACAAUAAAAAUAGGUCAGCACAGCGAAGAUGAUAAGAACCGGUGCAUUUCUGAGACAUAUACAUUUGCAAAUAACAAGGGAGCUUACCAAGUAGAGCUUUAUAAAUAAGUAAAUACAGCUGCCGAAGCCUGUGAGACGCAAAGAGGACCAACCAACACAUAAAGUACACAGUGAUGUUAAGAGCUCUGAGACCAGUGAUGAACCUCAGGGCUCUAUGAUAGGCAGAAUCAAGAGUUCUCAAACUCUGAGCUGAUGAGUGCAUGUACAGUACAUCGCCAAAGUCCAACAAUGGCAUGAAUGUAGCAAUAACAAGCCCCUUCCUGGUCUCAUAGAACAGACAAGCCUGAAUUCGAAAAAAGGAGCCCAGCCUAAUUCUAAGUCGGGUUACAAGCAAUUUAAUAUGGAAUGUAAAUGAAAGUGUAUUGUCAAUCCAGAUUCCAAGAUAUGUGUAAUGGGCUAACAGAUUCUAUUUGAGCACCAUGAAAGGUGGUAAUCUGUGAUACAAUUUGGGAGUUGGCUUUUGUGUUCGAGAACAACAUGAAUUUUGUUUUGUCUGAAUUUAAGAUGAGUUUUAAAUCAUAUAGGUUGUUUUGUAUAGUAUCAAAAGCUGAUUGUAACUGAGAAAUGGCUUGUAAGGGUGAAAGUGCAAAACUAUAGAGUAUCAGCGUAGAAAUGAGUAUGCAUUUGUGAUACUCCGGUUUAUGUUAUUGCUGUAGAGAAUGAAUAGUAAACGUCCUAAUACUGA